CUCCAUACCUACUGCACAGCACAGAGGCAGGUGAGUAUCUGGGAUUAGGUUACUAUCUCAGAUGCCUUGGUGCUACUGUAUGCUCUGGUAUGGCCGAUCUAGUGGAACUGCGACCCCCUGCGAAAUGCCUACCUACGGCCCCUGACCCCGUCAUCAAUCAUGAAUCCACCAUUUACGAGUAAUAGGACUAGCGAUUCAUGAGUGACGCCCAAGCCAUACACAUACAUCCCCGAGCACCUAUCGGUGAUGGCGCCGCACGGUCGAUCCAUCAGGCAACAGUGAUUUCCUGCGCUGCGAUGCUGUUUGAUCUCAACAACCUUGGAUUGGUGCACCGCCACCCACACGUGACAUUAUAUACCAAAAUUGCGCCACAGUCACCAGCCCCACGUCGUGUUCGCUUCUCUCUGGGCGACUCGGGAUGCGAGCAAAACGUAUUCGUAUCUUGGGCGUCGAUCCGAUGCACCGACGUCGCUUCUUCUCAGUGAUCAUUUAUAGACUCUUCCCCACAACAAGAGUGAAAACAGCCUUGCGGAUUGCCUUACAAAUCUUGGCAGACAUCGCAUAGGGACGUCUCCCGAGCUCGUCCAGAAAGCUCUUGCAUCAGAGCUGGGCUGAUGCUAUUUUCCGCAGAAUCUUCCUGAUCGAGAUUAACUCGACAGUUGAGUUCGACGAUCCUGGAUUACUCGGCAAAAGAUUACUGGUCUCUAUUUCAGAAUAUGCGGAUGCUUCUCAGGCAGCUUCUUUAAACCUGCGGGGAAGGAACAGCGCUCGACGGUAUUUAUAUCGAAGCUGCUUCCUCCCCCUCGUGCUAUCAUCUUCUGGCGUCUCAUCAUAAAGCAUUCUGGCAUCAUGAAGAGCAAAAUCAGUCUCACAAGCGUCUGCUGCUUUCUCUUGCUUGGUGGCACGACUCAAGCAGCCCCUCAGCAAUACUGCAAACCUGUUGUAGGUUCGCCAGGUUGGCCCUCCGCCUCUGACUGGCACGCUUUGAACAACUCCGUCUCGGGCCGCCUCAUCGCUCCUGUGCCUCCGGGCUUGGUCUGUCAGACCAACAGUUCGGUGUACAACGCGCAGGCCUGUGGUCAGGUGCUCGCCCAGUGGAGCAAUUCGUCCUUUCAUGCCGAGGACCCCUUCACGACCGACUACAACGAUGACUCUUGCCUCCCGGAUCCUCGAGCCCCAUGUUCUACGGCACUCCUCCCAGCCUAUGUGGUCAAUGCCACCAACACGGCUGAUGUCCAAGCCGCUUGCCGAUUUGCUUACAAGACUGGUGUUAGGCUGAUUGUUAAAGGGACGGGCCAUGACUUUCUAGGACGGUCCUCUGGCCGAAGCUCUCUCUCAAUUUGGACGCACAACAUCCGUGGCGUCAACGUCACAAUGGGAGAUUCUCGCGCGAAGCGGUACGGGGGUGUUGCUUCUGUCAAGAUUGCCGCUGGCAUGCGUUUUGGCGAAAUCUACCAAGCCAUUUCCUCAUACAACCUAACCCUAGUCGGUGGUGCGGAUCCCAAUGUCGGCAUUGGUGGGUGGGUUACUGGGGCUGGACACUCUCCGAUCAGCGCCGUCUACGGCCUGGGGGCAGAUCAAGUCCUUGAGAUGGAUGUUGUCACCGCCAAUGGGACACAUCUGACUAUCAACGAAGAUUCAUUUCCUGGUCUCUUCUGGGCAAUGCGAGGUGGCGGCGGUUCCACCUUCGCAGUCCUCCUCUCUGUCACUGUCCGAGCAUAUCCAGUCCUCCCUGCGGCGGUGUAUACAUUCAGCUACAACACCACUGCGAACAGUGAUACAUUCUGGUCUCUGGUAGCAUACUUCCACAACCAAUUGCCUGAGCUCUCGGACGCCGGUAUCAUGGGUUACUACUUCAUCACGCCCAACAACAGCGCGUCACAAUCUGAUCCCGCACGUAUGGGCUCGGUCUCCGGCUUCUGGUUCGCUCCGAACAAGUCUGUCGAAGAAACCCAGCACAUCUUGGCACCCAUGGAACAGACGAUUCAGAAGAACGCGUACAACUGGACGGACGCGAUCUUUGUUAGCAAUGUGUCUGCACCAGUGCCGGACUUCACCAAAUUCUGGCUUGCAUUCGUUACGCCUCAGAGUGUAGGGUCAGAAGUCCGGCUGGGGUCUCGCCUUUUUGACCGGGCUGCACUCAAGACUGACCCAGCAAAGUUGAAGAGACUCUUCAAGCAGACAAGUCCAAUCCCCCAGUAUCCGAUCCUGGGCCACGUCGUGGCAGGCAAGGGCGUAAAGACCGUCAAGAACGGAAUCCCGGGAGGGAGUAACUCAGUCUUGCCCGCCUGGCGCAAGGCAUACGCGCACAUCGUGCUCCCACGAUCGUGGGCAUUUCUGAACGAGACCGCAAAAAUUGCGGCGACCACACAGCUUCGCGAGGUUGAGACAGAAGCCCUUCGCGAACUGGCACCCAAUAUGGGAGCGUACGUGAACGAAGCAGACCCAACUGAGCCGAACUGGCAGGAGACAUUCUGGGGGUCAAACUACCCGAGACUGCUGCAGUUGAAGAGGUAUUGGGAUCCCAAGAGCGUAUUCUGGUGUGUGCCCUGCGUGGGUCACACGGAUGGCUGGGAGGUCGUUGGCCAGGCAGGUGUAGAGGGUGCGGUGGGAGAAUCUUCAGGGAGGAUCUGUCGGACUUGAUGAGGUGUCGAAACUGUUGCUGGAGACGUUGCUCUGUAUUCUGCCACGGCUCUAAGAGAGAAUGGAUAUCAUGAUCUGGACAGUGGUGGUUGAUACAACGGCCGAAUGACAAGGCUGUGGACAUGGACCUGCCUGCGGGCGUUAAUGUAUCUGACCGUCUUUCCGUACCAACAAUAUCGUAGCCCGAUAUCUAGUGUAUAUUAUCGGCGAAUAUUGCAACCGC
This is a messenger RNA of Cladophialophora immunda, 2866 nucleotides long. RefSeq lists its product as uncharacterized. The record is from RefSeq and is a predicted model, not a curated record. The coding region runs from base 850 to 2643 and encodes 597 amino acids. Gene Ontology annotation, molecular function: FAD binding; oxidoreductase activity. NCBI's taxonomy places the organism in Eukaryota, Fungi, Ascomycota, Eurotiomycetes, Chaetothyriales, Herpotrichiellaceae. The transcript has 3 exons.